CUGUGACUGUGGCUUGGAGUGGAUGGGCCCCUGUGUUCUCCCAGCCAAUAAUCCAUCCCUCCAUCUUACCGUCAGCCGGAGGAAAGAUCUGAUGACAGGACUGCAGAGAGUGGAGAGAAAAGACCCCCUGCUAUGGCCAGUGCAGCUGAUGGUGUAGGCAACCUGGGUGCUGAGCAGAACCACAUUAGUGUUCCUGUCGCUGAUCAUGGAGCCUGGGCCACAGCCAUGAACAACCUAGGCAUCAUGCCCAUGGGCAUCAGCGGGCAGCAGCUGGUUUCAGAUUCUCUGUGUAUCCAGAGAUUCGACCCUGGGCUGGGACUCAUUGCACCCAUAAACCCCAUGAUAGCAGGAAUCAGCCUGGUCCCCCCUCCACCCGUUCCCCCCGACAUGCCCGUCAUCAAGGAGAUCAUCCACUGCAAGAGCUGCACUCUCUUCCCUCAGAACCCUAACCUUCCUCCUCCGUCGACACGGGAGCGCCCUCCCGGCUGUAAGACAGUAUUUGUGGGGGGUUUGCCAGAGAACGCCACAGAGGAAAUCAUCAGGGAAGUGUUUGACCAAUGUGGGGAGAUCAUCGCCAUCCGAAAGAGCAAGAAGAACUUCUGCCACAUCCGCUUCAGUGAGGAGUUCAUGGUAGACAAGGCUAUUUACCUGUCAGGGUAUCGGAUGCGUAUCGGAUCCAGCACUGAUAAAAAGGACUCUGGGAAGAUCCAUGUAGACUUUGCCCAGGCCAGAGAUGACCUUUAUGAGUGGGAGUGUAAACAACGCUUACUGGCCAGAGAGGAAAGACACCGCCGCAAGAUCCACGAAGACAGACUGCGGCCACCAUCUCCCCCUCCGAUUGUGCACUACUCUGAACACGAGGUAGCACUGUUAGCAGACAGACUAAAAGAUGAUCAUAAGUUCAGUGAGGCCAUAGCCAUUCUGUUCACCUGGAUCGACAGAGGCGAAGUCAACCGCCGCACCGCCAAUCACUUCUACUCUAUGAUCCAGUCGGCCAACAGCCACGUUAGACGACUGAUGAGCGAGAAAGCUCAGCAUGAAGAGGAGUUGGAGCGUGCCAAAGAGGCCUUCAAGAAUGCCCUGCUGGCUAUAUUAAAUCAGUUCGAGCAGAUCACCGCCGUUUUCACCGCUGCCACCCGGCAAAAGGCAUGGGACCAUUUCUCAAAAGCACAGCGCAAGAACAUAGACAUUUGGCGCAAGCAGUGUGAGGAGCUGAGGAACGCCCACAGCGAAGAGAUCAUGGGCAUCAGACGAGAAGAGGAGAUGGAGAUGUCGGAUGACGAGUCGGAUGAAAGUCCUUGCAAGAAGAUGCGCACUGAGGAAAAUGGAGUGUGUGAUCAGACUCAGGCCUCUCUGAAGGAGGAGAACGACUCCCUGCGCUGGCAGCUGGACGCCUACAGGAACGAGGUGGAGCUCCUGAGGAAGGAGCAGAGCAGAGCCAGCCGCCCAGAAGACGAUCACUCGCACACACACCCUCACAGCCCAGAGGCUCAGAUCCAGCUGCUGCAGCAGAGCAUGCACAGCAUGCAGCAGCAACUUCUGAACCUGCAAGAGAAGCUAUCGAGCAAGGAAACUGAGCUGGAGCAGGCAAGAGAGGAGCACCGCUACCUGGAGGGGGAGGUACUCAGCCUCAGAGACAAGCUGCUGAGCAGUAAUGGGGAGACUGUGGAAGGGACCAACGGCGAGCUCCAUGAAAAGGGGAUCAACGGGUGUGUUCCUUCUCUGUACCACAGCAGAGACCGGAGGACCGAGCUUAUCACAAGAGGAGUCAUCACUUCAGAAAAAGAGGCUCUGCUUCUUGGCAUUAUAUCGACCUUCCUCCAUGUCCAUCCAUUUGGGGCCAACCUCGAGUAUCUGUGGUCGUACAUACAGAGACUAGACUCCAAGGUAUCUGCAGGGGAACUGGAGCGGCUCAUGGUCCGUCUGCCCAGUAUGUUCAGGCAGGAGCUGAGUGGCGUCGGUGCAACUCUGGAAAAAAGAUGGAAAUUCUGCGGUUUUGACACACUGAGUUCAGCGUGACACAGGAGUGGCGCACACACACACUGCGAAGACACACCAACGUGAACAGACGUGCACAAUGCCUCGGACCUUUAAUUCACAUGUGUGUGUGCGCAUGUUCUUCAGACACACGGCAGUGCAGUAGACAACAGAUGACGUUCACUCAAGCAGACACUGGAAACUGUGAAAGCGACGGAUUUUUUUUUUAGAAUCCCAAAAGACAUUUCACCUCUGGAUGCUGGGUUCAGGUGAAAUAACAUUUCUUUUCCUCACUGCAGAUUGUCACCACGGUGAACUGCAACAGGGCGUUAUAGACUAUCGUUGGUCAGCGCUGAAGACACACCCUCUGUCUGUCCUCUGAAGUGAAUCAUGGUCCUGGGUGUCUUGCUGUCGGUGCAGUUUGGAGUCAGAAAAAUCCAGCAACAACCGAAACAUCACAGACAGAGAGUUUAAAAAAAAAAAAUUUAUACCAAAGUUGAACGUUAAAAGAUUUGAUGCCAAACCUCAUUUCCCCGGCAGAUAAAUCAUCUCCUACUUGGUCCAAGAACUGGCUGUGCAAGGGAGUUUUUGCUGUGGCAUGAUGGGACCACAGAUCACUUCCUCUUACUGGUUUGGAAAGGACUUUGUACACCAACUCUAAAUCUGUCAUUCAAUAAAAACACAUACAGAGCCCUUUAAUUUAAUCUUUACUGCCAGCUGAUUGUAAUCUUGUGUUACUUUCUGAAUGUGGUGGUGAAACAAUAUCUAACAUUAUUUGUGUUGCAUUUUCUCUAUAUUCAUAUUUGGGGUUUUCAAGCUUUCAGGCAAUUCCCUGACUUUGUCCAUAAGGAAGCGAUUUUCCCCAGAAUUUAUACUCGGGUGCAAAUUAUGUGUUGCCUCAGAAGAUUUGCUGCUUUUAAGGCUAAAGUAAGGGAAUAAAAGUCUGUGUGCACAGUGACCACCACAGAUUACAUGAAAGGACAGCCAUUGCACAACUAACUUACUCUGCUAGACCAACAGAAUACAGUAAAUCCCCCAUUCUGUAAAAAGAGUAUAUCUGCAGAAAGGAGUAUCUGAAAUAAGAUUUUUCUUUUAAGUAAAAGCAAUUUAAAUAAAAAAAAUUAUUUAUACAGUGCCAAAUCACAGCAUCAAUGCUUUUUAUAUUGUAAGGUAAAGACCCAACAAUAAUACAUUCAUGGUGAGGGGAAAGAGCAGAGAGAGAUGGGACAAGAGACAAACUAUAGUGAUAAUGUAAAUAAAACUAAUCCCAGCACAGAACCCUGUGGAACUCCAACCACUGCAGCCCAGUACCUUUAAUACAUGUGGCCUGUUCUAAUCUCUAUUUGUGAUUAGAACAGAUCAUGUGUCUGUGUCACAUGAUCUAGAAUUGACCAUUUGUACUUAUUAGUGAUAAAGUACCUUAUAAAGUGCUAGAAGUUUACAGUUUUAAGGCCAGACUACCCUGUGUGAUUAUAUCCGUGAAGACUAUGUGCAGUAUAAGGACCUAGAUUUUGCUACUCCUGAUCAGAGAAUAAGCAAGCCAAAAAUCUUCAAACAGACAUGUGCUACUUCACACCUGGGUACCAUCGCAAAACACCUUGGAUACAUUUACCGUAAAUAAUGUGAGCCUCCAUUGUUACUGGAUGCUAGUGUUUACUGAGUGACAGUUUGGGGUUGGUGUGUGAACAUGAGUUCGUAUUUAUUUCUUACUGCCAGAUAUUUUUUAAUUGAAAAAAUAAUAAUAUACAGGCAAACUGAUGUGGAGUUUGAAAUAAUCUGAGUGACUAAGUGUAAAAACACUCCAGGCCUGUUAGGUGCUCCCUGACGAGGACACGGACACUGGAAACAGGAGGGUUAGAGGAAGGAAAGGACAAUAUUUGGGAAAAAAUGCAUGAAGAUGAUGGAAGUAAAGAAAGAAAAAUUGCUGAUUUGUCAAAGACCGAUGUGAGGGAUCGAAAUUCAGUCAUUCUGCUUAAUUUAUUUCAUUAUAUUGUGUAAAGAAGCUGUUCACAGAAGGCAGCAGACUGAAAUGUUCCACUGCCAUAUUACAUAUUGUAAUUAAAUAUGGUAAAAUGCAAAAAACAUGACCUAAGUGGUGCUACUUUUUUCAAAUAUAGUAUCCAAAGUUAAUGACUGUGACAAAUAUUUAUUAUCCUUCUGACUAGAGCAAAGGGAAAAGAUCAUGAUGUUCGUCUGGGGACUGAAGAUGAUUUU
Neolamprologus brichardi is the source of this 4191-nucleotide messenger RNA. RefSeq names its product ecto-NOX disulfide-thiol exchanger 1 (gene enox1). Gene Ontology annotation, biological process: ultradian rhythm. The record is from RefSeq and is a predicted model, not a curated record. NCBI's taxonomy places the organism in Eukaryota, Metazoa, Chordata, Actinopteri, Cichliformes, Cichlidae. Gene Ontology annotation, cellular component: plasma membrane; external side of plasma membrane. Gene Ontology annotation, molecular function: RNA binding; protein disulfide isomerase activity; NADH dehydrogenase activity.